ACCACCACCGCCCCCAACAAGGUGGCUGCAUCUUCAAGGAUCCGUAAUUAAAUGGGCGUACUGCCACCGCCGGCGUCAUUUGUCCUGUGCUCGUGGCCGUCGCGACCUUGAGACUGACAGCCAGAGCGCGUCCCGCUCGGUGGCUGGUUUAAAAAGCCACCGGCCGGCAUGGGUGAGGCCACUGCCGUCUCGCACACCGACUCAGUUCGACUAUCAAGAGUCCCACAGGCUAUAGCACAAUGAACAGGCUGGUGGUAGCUCUCUUCGUCGCGGUCGCCGUGGUCGUUAUCGACCAGGCCCGCGCCGGCUACCUUCUCGGUGGCACUGGUGGCUACGGGGGCUUCGGCGGAUACGGCGGGUCUGGUGGCUACCGCGGCUACGGGGGUGGUGGCUACGGCAGCGGCGGCGGCGGCGGCGGCUAUGGUGGCGGUCUCGGCGGCUUCGGCGGUGGCUACAGGGGAGGCUACGGCGGCGGUGGCCUCGGCGGCUACGGCGGUGGCUACAGGGGAGGCUACGGUGGCUGGUGGCUUCGGAAGCGGAGGCUACGGCGGUGGUCUCGGAAGCGGAGGAUACGGUGGUGGUCUCGGAGGCUACGGCGGAGGUCUCGGAAGCGGAGGCUUUGGAGGUUACGGCAAGGGCUACAAGAGCUUCGGAAGCAGCUACUCCAGCGGCUAUGGAAGCAGCUACGGAGGCAGCUAUGGAAGUGGAGGCUACGGUGGCAGUGGAGGCUUCGGCCGCGGCUUCGGUGGUGGCAAGUACGGAGGAAGCGGAUGGUGGUGAAGCAAGUACACUGCUUGCGUGACAAUGGAAGAUUCCGAAGCGUCAAAGGAGUGAGCGACAUGAGUGAAUUGGACUGUGUGCCUGGUUGGACCAAUAAAUAUUACUGUUCCUACUAUAUGCGUUCGUCUGCCCCGUUGACUCUUCGUUGUGCGAUGUUCAGGAUGGUCCACUAUUGCAGGGAACACCUGAAUAGCAACCAAGUUUAA
Dermacentor silvarum is the source of this 986-nucleotide messenger RNA. RefSeq names its product one cut domain family member 3-like. The transcript has 3 exons. The coding region runs from base 240 to 986 and encodes 248 amino acids. The record is from RefSeq and is a predicted model, not a curated record. NCBI's taxonomy places the organism in Eukaryota, Metazoa, Arthropoda, Arachnida, Ixodida, Ixodidae.